Molecule: messenger RNA, 2679 nt
Organism: Arabidopsis lyrata subsp. lyrata
Lineage: Eukaryota; Viridiplantae; Streptophyta; Magnoliopsida; Brassicales; Brassicaceae
Product: receptor like protein 30-like
Exons: 1
Coding region: 72-2477 (801 amino acids)
Cellular component (GO): plasma membrane
Molecular function (GO): protein binding
Source: RefSeq, a predicted model, not a curated record
UAAGCAAUACAUAUCGAUCACUUACCAUUCAACAAACAAAACGUAUUUGUUUCCAAAAGAAAAUAAUUGUCAUGAGUCGAAACAAGUCUUAUUGGUUUGGUGUUACCAUCUAUUUCUUAGUUUCUUGUCACCCUUUUAUAAACACCUUUGCUUCUCCCACACAGUCCUUGUGCCGCAACGACCAAAGGGAUGCUCUUUUAGAGCUAAAAGAAGAGUUAUCAAUCCAUUCCAGAAACAGCGCUCCUGUACCAACAAUUUCAUGGAACAAGCGCGUCGACUGCUGUUCUUGGAAGGGUGUGAAGUGUAAUGCUAUCUCCGGAGAGGUGAUAUCACUAAAACUUGGUGACCCCUCUACAUUCAACAGCUCUUGGAAAUCUAGCAGUGGUCUUUUUAAACUCCAAAAUCUUCUUCACCUAGAUCUUUCAUCUUUAGGUCUCCAAGGGGAGAUUCCUUCUUCCAUUGGAAAUCUUUCUCAUCUCACAUAUCUUGAUCUUUCUUUCAAUCAAUUAGUUGGUGAAGUUCCGGCUUCAAUCGGUAACCUAAACCAACUAGGAUACAUGGAUCUUUCAGAUAAUAAUCUCAAAGGUAAUAUUCCUACUUCAUUUGCCAACUUAUCCAAGCUUUCUGAAUUGCACCUCCGUGAAAAUCAAUUCACGGGUGGCGAUAUAGUAUUAGCCAACUUAACCAGCUUAUCCAUUAUAGUCCUCUCCUUCAAUUACUUCAAAUCCGCCAUUUCUGCUGACCUUAGUGGACUCCACAACUUAGAGCGAUUUUGGGUGUAUAACAACUCAUUUUUCGGACCUUUUCCCUCAUUCUUGCUCACGAUUCCUUCGUUAGUCGAUAUUGAUUUAAGUGAAAACCAAUUCGAGGGACCUAUUGAUUUUGGGAAUACCUCUUCAUCAUCUAAGUUGACAGAGUUAGAUCUCAGCCAUAACAAUUUCGGAGGACGAGUCCCUAGUUCUAUAUCAAAAUUAGUCAAUCUCGCUAACUUAGAUCUUAGCCACAACAAUUUAGGAGGGCAAGUCCCUAGCUAUAUAUCAAAAUUACGCAAUCUCUUAUCUUUAGAUCUCAGCCAUAACAAUUUCGGAGGACGAGUCCCUAGCUCUAUAUCAAAAUUAGUCAACCUCAGUUCCCUUGAUCUUUCCUACAACAAGUUGGAAGGGCAAGUACCUCAAUGUAUAUGGAGAUCUUCUAAGUUGAAUUCAGUGGACCUUUCUUAUAAUUCUUUCAGCAGUUUCGGCAUAAUUCUAGAACCCACAAAGGACCAAUUAGUAAGAGACUGGGAUCUUAGUUCAAAUUCACUCCAAGGACCAAUUCCCCAAUGGAUCUGCAACUUCAGAUAUUUUUCCUUCUUAGAUUUUUCCAACAACCAUCUCAAUGGCUCAAUUCCACAAUGUUUGAAGAAUUCCACUGAUUUCAACAUGUUAAAUCUGCGAAACAACAGUCUAAGUGGAUUUAUGCCAGAUUUAUGCAUCGAUGGCUCACAGUUGCGAUCACUUGAUGUCAGCCUCAACAAUUUCGUGGGGAAACUUCCAAAAUCUUUGAUCAACUGCGAGUGGAUGGAGUUUCUAAAUGUGAGAGGAAACAAGAUCAAAGACACGUUUCCGUUUUGGUUGGGAUCUCUACAAUACCUAAAGGUUCUUGUGCUCCGAUCAAAUACAUUCUACGGUCCAGUCUACAAGCCAUCCGCCUAUUUAGGCUUUCCAAGCCUGAGGAUCAUGGACAUAUCCAAUAACAACUUCGUUGGAUCGUUACCACAAGACUAUUUUGUCAAUUGGACUGAAAUGUCAUUGGUAUGGCGACGGCCUAUGCUCACACUCGGUUACAAACCACAUCUAACUAUACCAGGAUCAAGCUACAUGGGGGAUGGUUCCAACAAGCAUCAAGAUUCUAUUGAUUUGGUAUAUAAAGGAGUAGACACAGAUUUCGUACUAAUCUUUCAAGCCUUCAAAGCCAUUGAUUUUUCUGGAAACCGAUUCUCCGGAUACAUUCCUGAAUCCAUUGGUCUAUUGAGCGAAUUGCGUCUUCUCAACUUAUCAGGCAACACAUUCACUGGCAAUAUCCCACCGUCAUUGGCAAAUAUUUCAAAGCUCGAGACGUUAGACCUAUCGCGAAACAACUUGUCAGGUGAAAUUCCUCGAGGUCUCGGGAAACUCUCGUUUCUCUCCAACAUCAACUUCUCCCACAAUCAUCUUGAGGGAUUGGUGCCUAGGAGCACACAGUUUGGAACUCAAACUUGUUCUUCAUUCAUGGGUAACCCCGGACUCUAUGGCCUCGAGGAAAUUUGUCGAGAAAGCCAUCAUGUCCCCGUUCCUACUACAUCUCAGCAACACGAGGAAUCUUUGUCAGAAACGAAAGAGCCAGUGCUGAACUGGAUAGCAGCCGCGAUAGCGUUUGGACCUGGUGUGUUUUGUGGAUUAGUGAUCGGGCAUAUAUUUACUUCAUACAAGCAUGAGUGGUUUAUUAUAUCUCGUUAAGCCCAUCUCUCUCGCGGUUUCGUCAAGUUUGUACUCCCGUAAUUAGUUCGCCAGGUGUUUAUUCUUUUCACUUCGUAUCGUGGUUGUCUUAUAAACAGUGUCAAUGUUAUAAACUUUAAUGUUCUCACCAUUUUAUGUAAUAUGGUCCAUGUUGGUUGCAUAUGUUUGUCAGUUAUAAAGCGUUAACAAAGUGUCUUGAAAA